AUGAAAAACAACCCCGACUUAGAGAAAGACUAUAUAUUUAAUAGUUUAGUCAAAAGAGACAAACAAGAAAGAAUGCCAGGCUUCAAACUUCAGAAAGGUGACAAAGUAAAAAUAGAAAUACCUAAACGCGACCCAUAUGAAAAUACUAUUGACUAUGACAACAAUGGGAACUCGACAGGUACUCACAUUCGUGUUCGUAAAAAUAGAAGAAAGUAUACAAGAGAAUAUUAUGAAGUUUUAGGCAAACAUGGCAAAAUGUACAGACUGCAAGCAGAAGAUAAAACUACUAUUGUCAGACCUCGUUUCAAACUUGUUAAGGUUCAAGGUGGUAUACUUUCAAAGACAGUUCCUAACAAAUAUAAGACAACUCCUGACGAAUAUGCUAAAGAAGUUGAAAAUGACGACUAA
Messenger RNA from Trichomonas vaginalis G3, 408 nucleotides. RefSeq lists its product as uncharacterized. The record is from RefSeq and is a predicted model, not a curated record. The transcript has a single exon. Bases 1 to 408 code for a protein of 135 amino acids. NCBI's taxonomy places the organism in Eukaryota, Parabasalia, Trichomonadida, Trichomonadidae.